AUGGCGUCCCCCUCCCUCGCUGCCGCGGCCACCAGCCCCGCCUCCUCCCCACUAACCCUAGACGCCAUCCCCCUCGCCUCCCGCCCCGCCCCCGGAAGCGCCGCCACCGCCGCCGCCCCGCGCAAGCGGUCGGUCCUCCUCCUCGACCACCACAGUGCUCAGCAUCGCCGCCAAGAACGCGACCCUCCUCGCCGCGCUGCUCUAUCUCGGGGCCUCGCCUGGCGCUGGUCCCACCCGCCCCCGCCCUCCCCGCCGCCCGACCGCGCCGCGCUCGAGGGCUACGCCGCCCGCGUCGACGAGGUCGAGGCCUCCCUCGCCCGCACCUUCCGGAUGAUCCAGGUGCAGCUCGAGGCCGUCGACCGCAAGAUCGACGGCGAGGUCGGCGCCGCCAGGGGCGACCUUCUUUCUCUGCUGGAGGAGAAGCGGCUCGCGCUCGAGGGCCAACUCACCCGCCUCGACGCCAGGGCCGGUGAGCUCGGCGACGCGCUGGACGGGCUCAAGCGGAUGGAGUUCCUCCGGAAGGACGAGUUUGAGAAGUUCUGGGACGAGGUGAAGGGGAGUCUCGGCUCGGGUUCCGGGAGCGAGGUUGAUCUGGACCAGGUUCGUGCGUUGGCCAGGGAGAUCGUCAUGAGGGAGAUUGAGAAGCAUGCCGCAGAUGGGAUCGGCAGGGUUGACUACGCCGUGGCCUCAGGUGGGGGAAGAGUUGUCCGGCAUUCGGAGGCCUAUUUGCCUAAACGUGGUGGUUUGAUGGGCUGGAUGCCUGGAGGUGACGUGGGGCCGAAGCCAGAGAAGAUGCUUCAACCGAGCUUUGGGGAGCCUGGACAGUGCUUUGCCAUGCAGGGUAGCAGUGGGUUUGUUGAGAUCAAGCUCAAGUCUGGAAUACUUCCUGAGGCAGUAACACUUGAGCAUGUGUCUAAGGAUGUGGCGUAUGACAGGUCUACAGCUCCAAAAGACUGUCUGGUGUCUGGAUGGUACGAGGAGACUCCUGGUGAGACCCAAUCGGGUUAUGCUGCAAAGAUGGCUUUGGCGGAGUUCACGUAUGACUUGGAGAAGAACAAUGUGCAGACAUUUGAUGUGUCAGCCCCAGAUGUAGGCGUGAUCAAUAUGAUCCGGUUGGAUUUCACUUCGAAUCACGGAAGCUCGCUGCUGACAUGCAUCUACCGCCUCCGGGUCCAUGGCCAUGAACCGGUCUCUCCAGGAACCGCAGGUUUUCAGGCCUGA
Miscanthus lutarioriparius is the source of this 1221-nucleotide messenger RNA. Lineage: Eukaryota; Viridiplantae; Streptophyta; Magnoliopsida; Poales; Poaceae. The record is from the annotation of a GenBank genome assembly.